This is a messenger RNA of Nycticebus coucang (slow loris), 8576 nucleotides long. It is a transcript of the gene PAPPA2, whose product is annotated as pappalysin 2. Gene Ontology annotation, molecular function: metallopeptidase activity. The transcript has 22 exons. The record is from RefSeq and is a predicted model, not a curated record. The coding region runs from base 1 to 5370 and encodes 1789 amino acids. Lineage: Eukaryota; Metazoa; Chordata; Mammalia; Primates; Lorisidae.
AUGAUGUGCUUGAAGAUCCUGAGAAUAAGCCUGGUGAUCUUGGCGGGGUGGGCAUGUAGCACUGCCAUCUCUGAGCUGGGCUGGACACGCAAGAAACCCUUGGCUCAGAGGGGACACCUGAAUCAGGUGCUGCCGGAAGGAGAACACUGUUGGCUGGGGACUAAGGCUCGAAGACCUAGGACUGCUCCCCAGCAUCACCUCUUUGGGGUCUACCCUAGCAGGCCUGGGGACUACCUGAGGCCCUACCCUGUGGGCAAGCAGGGAAUCCAUCAUGUAGGACCCAGUAAGCCAGAUAUUGGGGGAAAAGCUGUGAGCCUUGUUCCCCAAGACCUGACAGAAAAUGCAGCAGGAGCAGGGAGCGAGGCUGAGCUGCCAGCUGCCCCGGGUGCAGGAGAUGGUCCUAUUGGGCAAUCUGAGCUGCUGGGAGAUGAUGACACUUAUGUUGGCAACCGAAGAUCCAAGGACUCUGUAGGUGAGGCUGGGACUUGGAAGAGCUUAGCCAUGGCUGCCACCACCACCACCACCACCACCACCACCUUUGUAAGCCUGAGGGAAUCUAAACCAGAGACCCAAAUGAAGGGCUGGGGCAAGUCCGGGCAUCAUCACCAAGUGGAGAAGAGGCAGGCAGAAGAUGUGUGGGGAGACAUCAAUGACUCUCCUUCACCUUUGCAACCUCUGCCCAAGCGGCCCCUUAAGCACAGGGAGGAUGGCAUCCAAAAUGGCGGAGGGGACUCCUCCUGGGAAGCGGGGACCUUUAACUCCAAAGGAGGACUGCCUGUCUUGUACUUCUCUGGGAGGCGGGAGCGGCUGCUGCUGCGUCCAGAAGUGCUGGCUGAGAUUCCCCAGGAGGCAUUCACAGUGGAAGCCUGGGUGAAACCGGAGGGAGGACAGAACAACCCAGCCAUCAUCGCAGGUGUGUUUGACAACUGCUCCCACACUGUGAGUGACAAGGGCUGGGCGCUGGGGAUCCGCUCAGGGACCCACAAGGGAAGGCGAGACGCUCGCUUCUUCUUCUCCCUCCGCACCGACCGUAUGAAGAAAGCCACCGUGGUGACUGGCCACAGGCGCUACCAACCGGGUAUGUGGACACAUGUGGCAGCCACUUAUGAUGGACAGCGCAUGACCUUGUAUGUGGAUGGCACUCAGGUGGCUAGUAGUUCAGACCAGUCAGGUCCCCUGAACAGCCCCUUCAUGGCGUCCUGCCGCUCUUUGCUCCUGGGUGGGGACAGCUCUGAGCAAGGGCACUAUUUCCGCGGACACCUGGGCACACUGACUCUCUGGUCAGCCGCCCUCCCACAAAGCAACCUCCAGCACAGUGCUCAGCAUCCGAGUGGGGUGGAGGAGCUGUCCACCUUGAUACUGACAGCCACUUUUGAACCUUUAAAAGAACAGUGGGCUCCCUUUAGAGACGAAAAGUACCCGUGGCUUGAGGUUCUCCAGGGCUCUGGGCCAGAGCCUGAGAUUCUGUCACCUUUGAAGCCCCCACCCUGUGGGCAAACGGCCUGUGAUAAUGUGGAACUGAUCUCGCAGUACAACGGACACUGGCCCCUGCGGGAAGAGAAGGUGAUACGCUACCAGGUGGUGAAUAUCUGCGACGAUGAGGGCCUAAACCCCAUCGUGAGUGAGGAGCAGAUUCAUCGGCAGCACGAGGCCCUGAACGAGGCGUUUAGCCGCUACAACCUCAGCUGGCAGCUGAGCGUCCAACAAGUCCACAACUCCACCCUGCGCCACCGGGUCGUACUUGUGAACUGUGAGCCCAGCAAGAUCGGCAAUGACCACUGUGACCCCGAGUGUGAGCACCAGCUCACGGGCUAUGAUGGGGGAGACUGCCGCCUGCAGGGCCGCUGCUACUCCUGGAACCGAGGGGACGGGCUCUGCCACGUGGAAUGCAACAACAUGCUGAACGACUUCGAUGACGGGGACUGCUGCGACCCGGAGGUAGCUGACGUGCGUAAGACCUGCUUCGACCCUGACUCACCCAAGAGGGCAUACAUGAGUGUGAAGGAGCUGAAGGAGGCCCUGCAGCUCAACAGUACUCACUUCCUCAAUGUCUACUUUGCCAGCUCAGUGCGGGAAGACCUGGCAGGUGCAGCCACCUGGCCUUGGGACAAGGAAGCCAUCAGUCACCUUGGUGGUGUUGUCCUCAACCCAGCCUAUUAUGGCAUGCCUGGCCACACCAACAUCAUGAUCCAUGAGGUGGGGCAUGUCCUGGGACUCUACCAUGUCUUCAAAGGUGUCAGUGAAAGAGAAUCCUGCGAUGACCCCUGCAGGGAGACCGUGCCAUCCAUGGAAACGGGAGACCUCUGUGCCGACACUCCACCCACUCCCAAGAGUAAGCUGUGCCGGGACCCAGAGCCCACCAAUGACACCUGUGGCUUCACCCACUUCCCAGGGGCUCCAUUCAGUAACUACAUGAGCUACACAGAUGAUGACUGCACCGACAGCUUCACCCCUAACCAGGUGGCCCGAAUGCAUUGCUAUUUGGACCUUGUCUAUCAGCAAUGGAGUCAAAGCAGGAAGCCCACCCCCAUCCCCAUCCCUCCCAUGGUCAUCAGGCAGACCCACAGGUCCCUCACCAUCCACUGGCUGCCUCCUAUCAGUGGAGUUGUGUAUGACAGGGCCCCGGGCAGUGUGUGUGGUGCCUGCACUGAAGAUGGGAUGUUCCGGCAGUAUGUGCACACGGCUUCCUCCCGGCGGGUGUGUGACUCCUCCGGUUACUGGACUCCAGAGGAGGCUGUGGGGCCUCCUGAUGUGGAUCAGCCCUGUGAGCCAAGCUUGCAGGCCUGGAGUCCUGAGCUCCACCUGUACCAUAUGAACAUGACAGUCCCCUGCCCUACAGAAGGCUGUAGCCUGGAGUUGCUCUUCCAACACCCAGUCCAAGCGGACACCCUCACCCUGUGGGUCACUUACCUCUCCAUGGACUCCUCCCAGGCACUCUUUGACACGGAGAUCUUGCUGGAAGACAAGAAGUCUGUGCACCUGGGCCCCUUAGACACUUUCUGUGACACCCCACUCACUAUCAAACUGCAUGUGGAUGGGAAGGUCUCUGGGGUGAAAGUCUACACCUUUGAUGAGCGGAUGGAGAUUGAUGCGGCUCUCCUGACUUCUCAGCCCCACAGUCCCUUGUGCUCUGGAUGCAGGCCUGUGCGGUACCAGGUUCUCCGAGAGCCCCCCUUUGCCAGUGGCUCAUCCGUGGUGGUGACACACCCUCACAGGAAGUUCACAGACAUGGAGGUCACACCUGGACAGAUGUAUCGGUACCAAGUUCAAGUUGAAGCUGGAACAGAACUGGGGGAAGCUUCACCUCCUCUGAACCAUAUCCAUGGAGCUCCUUUUUGUGGAGAUGGGAAAGUGGCAGAGAACCUGGGGGAAGAGUGUGAUGAUGGAGACCUCCUGAGUGGAGAUGGCUGCUCUAGGGCAUGUGAACUAGAGGAAGGCUUCAAAUGUAUCGGGGAGCCAAGCCUCUGCUACAUGUAUGAGGGAGAUGGGAUAUGCGAGCCUUUUGAGAAGGAAACCAGCAUCGUGGACUGUGGCCUUUACACUCCCAAAGGAUACCUGGAUCUGUGGGCCACCCAGGCUUAUUCCUCUUAUGAAGACAAGGAGAAGUGUCCUGUUUCCUUGGUAACAGGAGAACCUCAUUCCAGGGUUUGCACAUCUUACUAUCCAGAUUUACCCAAGCACCAUCCCUUUACUGGCUGGUUUCCUUGUGUUACUGGAAGAAACAGAACUCAGGAUGAAAAGAGUGAGCAUCCAGAAAGUAGCCUGGAGAAAGAGGAUGAGGUUUGGCUUAAAGUGUGUUUCAGUAGACCAAGAGUGGCCACAGCAAUUCUUAUUUUCUUGACAACUGAUGGCCUGGUCCCUGGGGAGCAUCGGCAGCCAACAGUGACCCUCUACCUGACUGAUACCAGUGGAAACAACCACUCUUUUGGAACCUAUGAACUGUCAUGCCAGCAAAACCCACUGAUCAUCAAUGUGACCCAUCACCCGAAUGUCUUCUUCCACCCUACCACCUCAGUGCUGCUGAAUUUCUCCUCCCCACUGGUGGGCAUCUCAGCCGUGGCUCUAAGGACGUCCUCCCACAUCAGUCCUUCUGCUCCUGAUAACUGCAUCUCAGAACACAAGGGUCAAAAUCAUCAGGGACAGAGCUGUGUCCACCGGCCCUGUGGGGAGCAGGGCAGCUGUGCGUCAUUGCUGCUUGAUCAUGCUGAUGUGGUGAACUGUACCUCUAGUGGCCCAGGUCACAUGAAGUGUGCUCUCACCUGUCAAAGGGGAUUUGCCCUUCAGACCAGCAGCGGGCAGUUCCUCAGGCCUCUACAGAAGGAAAUUCUACUCACAUGUUCUUCUGGCCACUGGGACCGGGAUGUGAGCUGCAUGCCUCUCGACUGUGGUGUUCCUGACCCAUCUUUGGUGAACUAUGCAACCUUCUCCUGCUCAGAAGGAACUGGCUUUCUGAAACGCUGUUCCAUCACUUGUGUCCUACCAGCCAAGCUGCAAGGACUGAGCCCGUGGCUGACCUGUCUAGAAGAUGGGCUCUGGUCUCUCCCUGAAGUCUACUGCAAGCUGGAGUGUGACGUUCCUCCUGUUAUUCCAAACGCCAACUUGCUCCUGCCUCACUGUCUCCGAGGCUACCAUGACGUGGGUACUGUCUGCAGAUAUGAAUGCAAACCAGGAUACUACGUGGCAGAAAGCUCAGAGAGUAAAGUCAGGAACAAGUUCUUGAAGAUACAGUGCCUGGAAGGUGGAUUCUGGGAGCAGGGCAGCUGCAUUCCUGUGGUAUGUGAGUCCCCUUCUCCUGUAUUUGAAGGCAUGUAUGAAUGUACCAAUGGCUUCAACCUGGACAGCCAGUGCGUGCUCAACUGUAACAAGGAAAGUGAAAAGCUUCCCAUCCUCUGCACUAAGGAGGGACUGUGGACCCAAGAGUUCAAGUUGUGUGAGAACCUGCAAGGGGAAUGCCCACCACCCCCCUCAGAGCUGAAUUUGGUGGAGUACAAGUGUGAGCAGGGAUACGGGAUUGGUGCCAUGUGUUCCCCAUCGUGUGUAAUCCCCCCCAGUGAUCCAGUGAUGCUGCCUGAGAACGUCACUGCAGACACUCUGGAGCACUGGAUGGAGCCUGUCAGAGUCCAGAACAUCGUGUGCACAGGCCGGCGUCAAUGGCACCCAGACCCUGUCCUGAUCCACUGCAUCCAGUCGUGUGAGCCUUUCCAAGCAGACGGCUGGUGUGACACUAUCAACAACCGGGCCUACUGCCACUAUGAUGGGGGGGACUGCUGCUCUUCCACACUCUCCUCUAAGAAGGUCAUUCCAUUUGCUGCUGACUGUGACCUGGAUGAAUGCACCUGCCGAGACCCCAAGGCUGAAGAAAAUCAGUAACUGUGGGAUUAAGCCCCACCCUCUGCAGCUCAGAGGCAGUAAAGAAAGAGAGGCCAAUGCAGGAGGAAAUGAAGGGUGAAUGAAGAAGGUCAUGAAAUGGAGGAAGGAGGAAAAGUGUGAAGGAUCUUACAGGAAACACUAGGGGUUAUUUACAGGUGCCAACUAGUGCAUCAAGUAGCCCAAGGAGGGAAGAAUCAUAGGCACAGUUUCUGUAAAGUGGCAGUUGAUUAGAGUGGAAGGAGAAAUAUCGUAGCUAUACAAGGACCCUCCCCCAUUUAUAUUCUAAUUAACUCCAUCUCAGCUCUUGCCCUCCUCCCCACUCUAUACCCUGCCAACUCUUCAGCCCCACCCAGCUUGUAAACUAAUACCAAAAUGCUAGGAGAGAUGUUGGCAGGGACACUCUUGUUAAUACCCACUUUGAAUGGAUUGCCAUCUUUCAGAGCUGAUCUGCUCUCAACUGGUUCUUUCCCUUUCUUUUGUGUAGUCUCUUUAAAUAAUGAAGUUAGUUAUUAAUUCUUUAUAAGUAUUUAAACAUAAUUAUAUAAAUAUAUUAUAUAUAUUAUAUUUUUUGCUGUUUACUAAGCUAAAAAUUAUCCAUUGUUCCACACAUGCUGCUGUGAAGUUCACAUUCAAAAUGAAUGCUGAGGCUUUGAGGACAGAAAGGCAAGGUGUCUGCCAUCUUUCUAUUGUUGAGGAUUGGCAGGUUGAAUGGGAAGGGAGAAGGAGAGAGAGUAAUUGCAUGGAAUUCUGGAGGCUAGCAUGUCAGCUGAUGAUCUUUUUAUGACCUGGGAGCUAGGCUGACUUGAAGGACAUAGGGAGAUGGAAUGAUAACACUAAGAGGCAUGGAAGGUUGGGUAUGAGUGCCCACUAGUGAUGGGUCUCCUCUGUAAAAUUAGAAUUUAGAGUAUCUAACUCCUACCCCCAUGCCCCAAAAAUAGAUUACUUUUUUCCCAUUUGUCAUAACUCUUAAUUGGAGUUGGUGAGACCCAGGUUUUUCUGCCCUUCUAUACAUACCUGUUCCAAGUAUGGCCAUCAGCCAGCCAGCCAGAAAUUUGCAUUAGGGCCCACUUUUUGGUCACCAGGUCAGAGAAACUCCCCCACUCUUCACAGUUAGCCAGUGGCCUCAUUCCUUAUUCGAAGUCCCCAGAUCUCGCCAUUAUUCACAACCACAUGAACAAUUAUGAUUUUCUAGGGCAAAAAUGGUUAAGGAAAUGACUUAGGGAAAAGAACAGACCUGGGUGGAAAAGACAGCAGAGACCACAGGGAGGUGAGCAGUCAAGGUUAAGUUGAGGCUGGGGGUACAGAGAGGACAGGGUUCACAAUGACUCAGUCUUUUGUCUAAGCUUAAAGACCAAAGUGGAUUCUAUAGCAAUGCAGAAUUUGUGAUAAAUUCUAUUUAAGCAUGAUGUAUAAAUUCUGUGGGCCAGAGAUAAUGACUUAAGCAAGCUAUGGAAAUGCGUGGAGCAAGGGUGACACUCAGUGGGGAGACAGAAGAAUGUCAACUACUAUCCAGGGUCCAUUUUGUUAUCUUUACCCCUUCUUGUCCAACUGAGGAACUGCACAUGAAAUGACCACAAUUACCCUGCCUCUCUUUGCAUCCAGAGCUCACUUUUUCUUUUCCUGUGUAUGGUCUGUUGCAGUUAUGUGUUCUUGCAAAGGUUUCUCGAUUAGGCCUUGGGGAAAGAGAGUAAAGAGCUGAUUUCCAUUCAGCAUCCCAGUCUCAUCAUCUCAGAAAGGGCUGGGAGGCUUGUCUCCCUCAAAGUUUCCUCUCAGUGGGAACCAAAAACAGGUAAAAUUUAGAGCUCAACCAUCUUCUCUUCUCAUCUUUUGCCUUUUUUGCACUGACCACAGUUUUUCUACUUUUUGCAAAUAGAAAUAGACAAUAUUACCCAUGGCUAUCAAAAUAUUAGCCACACUACCAGGAAGAGAAAAGCAAUAUUCAGAAGUGGAAAACAAAAGGAUAAGGUUAUAAACACAUAUUUAUCUGUGGGUUUGUGGAAUGAGAGAGACAAAGUCCUUGGGGAAACUGAAAAGCAGAGUUUUCCCAUAUGCAAACAAACAAACAAAAACUCUAUAGGGCUUGCCAUAAGAGAAACCAUAGCCUAGAUAACUUUUAUUAUCAUGGCUCACUCUUACUGCCCACGAAAAAAUAGGAAAUAUUUAUUUCUGAGAUUCUGAUAGGUAUCAAUAUGCAAAGGUCAGUGGGAAAGUUUAGAUUCUUUAUCAAAAAAAAAAAAAAAAGAAAACAUGCUGCAAAGUUGUUUUCUGGGGCAAAAUAUCCAAAUUCCUGGAAAUGUGUCAAGCUCCUUCUUGGGGACACCUGCUCUGUCUGAUAUUGAGGCAGAGGAAAAGUUACUCUGGGCAUUUCCCAGCUCCAGGAGGCUGCAGCCCUUCAUCAUGCAGCCAGUGGUUCCUGCAGUGUGUGUCUGUGCUUGGUCUUUCCAUAAAAGUAAUGGUAAAAAUAUUGCUGCUGCAGACUUCACUUUAAAACAUUUUAUUCUCUGUUGGAAACACCUUCCAUUCACCACUGCCUUCAGAAGGUGAAACAACAGCUCCUAUGGUGUGUGAAAGGCCACUCAGCCCUUGUUAGGCGCAGCCACGGCAGCCACUCAGAGACACCGAGCUCUUUCCAUCCAUGUUCCUGGGGCCUCGUAUUCUGAGCAACUUAGGUCACUGGUAAGGGGAAGGAGUAAAACGCCAUGGUCACAGAUCCCAGGGAGGUCAACUCACACGUGCUCUGUGUGGUAGUCUGCCUUCUGCUCUUGGACACAUCAGUGGUAUCCCUGAGGACCUCUCCCAGAAGCCCUUCUUUCUUUUUCAUUGUUUCAAAAUCACUUUUGUUUCCAACUUUCCCUAGUAAUUAGGGGCUCUGGUGCCCAGAUUUCCCUUGGCUGACUCUAAGGACUAACAUGACAGCGUCUAAUCAGAGAGACAGAUAAAAGGAUAGGGUGAGGAGAAUGGGCAGAUGCUAGCAAAAAUGAAAGCAAAGAGUGUAGGAAAGUAAAGAGCUCUUCUUGGUUCUCUUUUCUCUAUCACAAGGCAUUGGACUUGGCACUUCCUUUGUUCUGUGCAAUCACUAUUGAGUGCAUCAGUUAGCACCCAAGGAGGUUGCUUGGUUGGAAACGUACUGAAAGGAGCUGAUCUACUGUAUUGUAAUGUCAAACAGCUACAGCCAGUUAUUUUGUAAGAGUAUAAGAUGUUCAUUA